Molecule: messenger RNA, 1461 nt
Organism: Notothenia coriiceps (black rockcod)
Lineage: Eukaryota; Metazoa; Chordata; Actinopteri; Perciformes; Nototheniidae
Gene: ankrd33bb
Product: ankyrin repeat domain 33Bb
Exons: 5
Coding region: 1-1461 (486 amino acids)
Molecular function (GO): protein binding
Source: RefSeq, a predicted model, not a curated record
AUGGAUAUACCUUCAAUGUCCAUCACCACUAUUGACGAAAUUGGGGAAGAGAGUGAUGUGUCAGAAGAGGAAUGUAACGAGGAUCCUGAAGCGGAUUUUACGCGAAACUAUUGGGAGGAUGAGGAUGAGGUCUACCAGGAGUUUGAGGAGUUGGACUUUGAGUCCCUCCCGGAUCACUCGGACACACACAGUGUUGCCUCAGACGAUUCUUUCUAUCCUCCAGACAGUCCAUUUCAGACUGACCGCCCCCCGAGCCCUGACAGCCCUGAGCCUAUUUCAUUCUAUAAAGCCUGCUGCAACAACAACUCCAUCAUAGUCAAGAUUAUGAUCAGACAAGGAGUGACCGAAGAGGAAGUGAAAGAGACGGAUCAUAACAAAAGAUCUGGUCUGAUUGUUGCGUGCUACCAUGGCUACGUGGAAAUUGUCAUCGCCCUGUCCCAGUGCCCCUAUCUGGACAUUAACUGGCAGGACAACGAGGGCAACACCGCUCUCAUUACUGCAGCACAAGCAGGUUAUUGGUACAUCGCAAACUACCUGCUCAAUUACUUUCCAGGGAUGGACAUGGAGAGGAGGAACUGUCACGGUUUCACAGCGCUGAUGAAGGCUGCCAUGCAGGGCCGGGCCGAGUGUGUCAGGACUCUCAUGCUGUCUGGAGGCGAUAUUCAGGCUCGGGACAAUGGCCGCCAGUUGACACCCAGGGAGUGGGCUCUCUUCACCGGUCGAUAUGAGACGGCCUAUCUGAUGCAACGGCUGAUAGCAAGGCCCUGUGCUGAGCAGUUCUGUGACUCCUUCUCUCUGGAGUGGCCCAUGUUGGAGGAGCGGGCGGCCCAGUCCGAGGAGCCGAAGUCCUGCAAGAAGCGGUUGAUGGACUUAUUUUCGUGCUGCCCUUAUAGGUUUUACAUUAAUAAUAAGGUAGACCCUGUCGAUGAUGGAGUUUUUGAGCACAUGGUCCAGGUCACCACGAGCAUCUGCUCUCCGUUCAUGGCCACAGCUUGUCGCACAGUGUGUCCAGGCAGCCCCCCGUGUCUCGGGAAGCGUCGUCAGGCCGUGCAGGAGAUCCUGCGGAAGCAACGGGUUUCUGAGCUGAAGUACAUGGGCCCGGAACGACUGAACAACUACAAGAGAUUUUUCCAGAACUCCAAGGUCCUUCUUAUUCCCAAAGUGCUGGAUCGGAGGGCCAGCCUGCAGCCUCUGCUAAAUGACGUGGCCACGUUGGCCAUGAGGCGGGCGAGCCUCCUGCCUCUGCAUCUGCUGAGGAGGAACAGUGUGCGGCCAGGCACGGUGGUGCCAAAAUUGAGGCUUUGCAAAGCGCCGUCUUCAAGCUACUUACCCGAAAUACUCAAACGGAGAAGGAACAACAACCAGCUACAGAUCCCCAAGUGGAACUACAAGAUGAAGAGAAUAGAGAGGAGGCAGGAGGAGGAGAGGCAAAAAAUGUUACCUCAGAUAAGGAGGAGAUGA